Aspergillus niger is the source of this 531-nucleotide messenger RNA. RefSeq lists its product as hypothetical. The transcript has 2 exons. Lineage: Eukaryota; Fungi; Ascomycota; Eurotiomycetes; Eurotiales; Aspergillaceae. The record is from RefSeq and is a predicted model, not a curated record. The coding region runs from base 1 to 531 and encodes 176 amino acids.
AUGUUUGAGCGAGUCUCAACUGCCCUAGCCAAAACAAUACAAAACAACCCAUGGAUGAGCCAAGUAGCAGGCAUCUUGCCCUUACCAGCCCUAAUCGACUUUGUUGACAUCCCCGUCAAGAUCCAUACACUGCAAGUAACCGGCAGCUACCCACUAGGACACGUUCCCUGCUGGGAAGACUGUGGCAGAGAAGGAAGGGGGAGGAAUACUACGAUUCUCGCGAAUGAUACGAGCAGGCUAUGUCCUGGUGCGAUGAAGGCUAUUAACCCCAUCUUGGAGCCGAGUGAUGAGCGCUCGCUGUGGGAGGAGGCGACUCGUGAGGCGAUGAUGCUCUGUGAGGAUGUACCGGUGGAGAAGCGGAUUACGGGUCUGAGUAGUACUGAGUGUGGGAAUCUGCUUGGUGAGGAGUGGAAGAGGCAGUAUGGGAGGCUUUAUUGGAUGCCGUUUAUUAGUGAGGGGAUCUAUAUGGCGGCGAAGAUUCGGAGCGAGGCUGGGUUGUCGGGAAGGAUGGUGGGAGGGAGUGGUGUUUAG